This is a messenger RNA of Mangifera indica (mango), 3420 nucleotides long. RefSeq names its product pentatricopeptide repeat-containing protein At2g22070-like. Gene Ontology annotation, molecular function: zinc ion binding; RNA binding; protein binding. Bases 241 to 2331 code for a protein of 696 amino acids. NCBI's taxonomy places the organism in Eukaryota, Viridiplantae, Streptophyta, Magnoliopsida, Sapindales, Anacardiaceae. Gene Ontology annotation, biological process: RNA modification. The transcript has a single exon. The record is from RefSeq and is a predicted model, not a curated record.
AAUUGUUAGCAUAGAAGAGUUAUUGAAAAUUAAUCGAUAAUGAUUAGUAAUUGAAAAUGUCAAUUUUUUUUUUUUUUUAUCAUAGAAAUGAAAUUGAAUCAUUUAAUUCUAAGAAUCAAUCAAUUUCAAAAAAUUUACGUGGGCUGAUGAGAGAAUUGUUGUCAAAUUAUACACAGAUAUCUAAGUCUUACAUAAAGGCACUUCACCCACAUAACAGAAAACUGUAAUUCAAACUCAAUAAUGAAACACAAGCACAAACUCCGCCAAGCGAUUGACUCGCUUUACUCUUGUGGCCAAGUUACUACUGAAGAAGUAUACACUCGCCUCGUGCUCGAAUGUGCACGCGCCGGUGAUGUUGAAGAAGCCAGGAGAUUGGAGUCCCAUAUGUUACUCCAUUCAUAUCAACCCGCCAACACAUUCCUUGAAAAUCGUCUCCUUCACUUGUUUGCGAAAGCCGGGAAGUUAUCUUACGCCCGCAACCUGUUCGAUAAAAUGCCCAAAAGAGAUAUUUAUUCUUGGAACGCUAUGCUUUCUGCGUAUGCAAAAUCUGGGUCGAUCGAGAAUUUGAAAGCAGUGUUCAAUCAAAUGCCAUCUCGUGAUUCUGUUUCAUAUAAUACGGUGAUUGCGGGUUUUGCUGGUAAUAGUUUUUCGCAUGAGGCAUUGGAGGUUUUUCUUAGAAUGCAAGAAGAUGGAUUUGAGCCUACCGAUUAUACUCAUGUGAGCGCCUUAAAUGCAUGUGCACAAUCAUUGGAUUUGAGACGCGGGAAGCAGAUUCAUGGGAAGAUUGUUGCUAGUAAUUUAGGAGGUAAUGCUUUUGUCUGGAAUGCUCUUACUGAUAUGUAUGCAAAGUGUGGAGAAAUUGAUAAGGCGAGGUGGCUUUUCAGUCGGAUGAAUAAUAAGAACGCAGUUUCAUGGAAUUUGAUGAUUUCUGGAUAUCUGAGAAAUGGGCAGCCUGGGAAAUGUAUUGAUUUGUUUCGUGAAAUGCAGGUACUGGGCUUCAGACCUGAUGAGGUUACAGUUUCAAAUGUUCUUUCAGCUUACUUUCAAAUUGGGUGUAUAGAUGAGGCAGAGAAGUUAUUCUGUGUAAUAAGAGAAAAGGAUAAGGUUUGUUGGACAACAAUGAUUGUUGGUUAUGCGCAACAUGGGAAGGAAGAGGAUGCUUUGAGGUUGUUUGGUGAUAUGCUUCUAGAGAAUGUAAGGCCUGACUGUUUUACUGUCUCAAGUGUGGUUAGUUCUUGUGCCAAACUAGCGUCUCUCCAUCAUGGUCAAGUUGUUCAUGGGAAAGCCAUUAUUUUGGGGGUUGAUGACGAUUUGCAAGUGUCUAGUGCCCUUGUUGAUAUGUAUUGUAAAUGUGGAGUUACUAAUGAUGCUUGGAUCAUAUUCAAUAUGAUGCCGGCCAGGAAUGUGGUUUCUUGGAAUUCCAUGAUCAAUGGUUAUGCACAAAAUGGACUAGAUUUAGAGGCUCUGGAUCUGUAUGAAAAAAUGCUGAUGGAGAACUUAAAACCAGAUAGUUUUACUUUUGUAGCUGUUCUAUGUGCUUGUAUCCAUUCAUGUUUAUUUGAGCAUGGGCAAAAAUAUUUUAAUUCAAUCAGUGAAAUCCAUGGAUUAACACCUUCUCUGGGUCAUUAUGCCUGCAUGGUUAAUCUCCUAGGUCGUUCAGGUCAAAUGAAGGAAGCAGUGGAUCUGAUUAAAAGGAUGCCCCAUGAACCGAAUUCCCUAAUUUGGUCCACACUUUUAUCUGUUUGUGCUCUAAAAGGUGACAUCAAGCAUGGUGAGAUGGCUGCUAGGUUUCUCUUUGAAUUAGAACCACUCAAUGCUGGUCCUUACAUCAUGCUUUCAAACAUGUAUGCUGCUGGUGGGAAAUGGGAAGAAGUGGCUUCCAUUAGGUCUCUCAUGAAAAACAAUAAUGCUAAGAAGUUUGCUGCUUACAGUUGGAUUGAGAUAGAUAACAAGGUCCACAAGUUUGUAUCGGAGGAUCGAACACAUCCAGAUACAAAUCUUAUAUAUGAAGAAUUAAGAAGACUGGUCAAGAAGGUACAGGAAGCUGGCUUUACUCCAAACACAAAAUGGGUUCUACAUGAUGUUCGGGAAGAAGAAAAGUUUGAAUCUAUUUGUUACCACAGCGAGAAACUUGCUUUGGCAUUUGGUUUGAUCAGAAGACCUCGUGGAGUGACACCUAUAAAGAUUAUGAAGAACAUUCGAGUUUGUGGUGACUGCCAUGUCUUUAUGAAGUUUGUGUCUAAAAUUAUUGGAUGUCCUAUUAUAUUGAGAGAUUCUAACAGAUUCCAUCAUUUUGAAGGAGGAAAUUGCUCUUGCAAGGAUUACUGGUAAUGAGCAUUCCCUGGGGAAGAGACAUAUGCUUAGUCUUCAUACAUAUAAGUAUGAAAAGAAACCUGCUUUAGCCAGGAUGGACAAUGUAAAGAAGCAAGAGCAAUCUUUAUAUACCCAUUUAAAAAGGGCAAAAAUCAUUUAGAUUCUGGAAAACUAACAAGAAGAAUAUUACAGGAACUUCAAAUUAUAUAGGACAUCUACACUCUGAGAAACUGAAAUGCUUUUGGGAUAACUAUCAGUACAGAAAUUCUUAAAAAAUCCCCAAUGAAGGCUGGAAUAAUUUUCUGACCUAAAACUACAGAAAUUAGGAGGAAUCUCUGAAGAUGCAUAGAGUUCAAAGUGGACCAAUGUGAGGGCUCAUUGAACUUGGUUGUUUAGAAGGUACAAAAUGUGAGAAGCACGAUACAGAUAUGGCAAGGACACAGUAAUAUUUGUCGACUUUCUUAUUUUCAUUUAAUGUUUCUCAGUGAGGCUUGAUACGUAACGAUUAUGAUGACCAUGAAUUCCAGAGGCAUCUCUGAUUUUCAAGGUAACACAUGAAUAAUUAUACUUUGUCUGUUAUACUGGCAGAAGAAGGCAAGGGGGAAUGGACGGGGGAAGUAGGUCAACCGUCUCAUAUAUUAUACAGAAAGAUCAAUAAUGUUACUUCCAUCGCAGCCUAGAUGGAUGGAGGGACAUUUUUUUUAUGGGGUCUUGAUAAUUUAAUGAAAAAUCGAGUUCCUGCAAGAUAUUUAGGUACCAGGGGGGGAUACUGGAUUUAUAUUGUUGCUGUGAGCACCUUAUGGCCUACAGUUGGGGAAUAAUUUCUGUAGCUUUCUAUUAACUUGAUGUGAUGAUCCGUGCGAACCAGUUGACUGAUGGAUGUAGCCAUCAGCCCAAAUGAACACAGUCGACAAUGGAUUGUGCACAGUGCUAAUUUGAUUCGAUGGACCAAGAGAGUUUAUUAUUGGGCUUAUUUUUCCUAUUUUGUUUCGGAUUUGAUGCAUUGGAAUGAUAAUUUUGGUUGGUUAAGAUUUAUGCACAUGCCACCUUUGUUAUGGGGUUCAAAAUAACCCAAGAUUAUUCUAUUACUUUAACCUUUAUUAUUGA